UACAUUUUACAGUAAUGGUUGUGCCCAAAGAACGAUACCCUCACAAAAUGCAGAGGACAUCAGAAAGGCUGGAUUUGAACACUCCCUGCGGUAUGGUAGCCCACCCACCUUUGCAGAGAUUUUACGAUAGGGAUUUCAGUCUGUAAUAGAUUGAACUUUAUGCAGCAUUUUUGGGACUUUUUACAGACUUGCCAAUUAAAGAUAAUUUAAACCUAGAGUAGUCAACACAUUUAUUAGUUGAAGUUCCAUCAGUUUGGGAAUGUAUGCGAGGGAGAUUUCUUCCGUGGCACCAGUUCUGAGUUGUCUACUAAUGAUAAGUGUUUUUGGGACGCUCGGGAUUUGUUCAGUAUUAAAAGUACGAGUGCGUUUAAGUGAUGGACUAAUUGCAGAGGAGAUUUUGGAAGCCAACAGUGAGAAGGAUACCAUAACAGUCGAGUACAAGCAAGGAGAUGGUACUCAUAAUACGGUGGUGUUUGAUUUCAAACGGGAUGUGAGGAUCGUCCGAGCUUUGAUCCUGGGGGAGCCAGAGCGUGGCCAGACCCAGUACCAGGUGCUGUGCUUCGUCUCGCGCCUAAAUCACCACGAGAUCAUUCCCACGGAAUCCAUGGUCCACCUUAGACAGAAGAACCCCCACUUGGUCCGCACAGCGGAAGAGAGGCGUGGCCUGGAACACCUCCACAUGGACAUGGCGGUGAAUGUGAGUCAUGCAGGGCACCUCAACACCCUCAUCCACAAUGUGUGUCAGGGGGCCCACGAGGGUUUUUAUAUCCGCAAAUCCGACUGGCUGGAUAAAGAGACCACUGAAUUCGAGCCCCUGCUCCAGAUAGCAGAUGCCAUUGGUCUGCGUCGAUGCCCCUCCACUCUGGAUCUGUGGCAACCCUGCAUGUGCAGCUAUCGCCUGCAUCUAGAGUGGAUUCCCUGCCUACUUAAAUACUGCCACAGCCGCCGGGACACAGCGGGAAGGGCCAACCCAUACAAGUGUGGAAUCAGGAGCUGUAGCCAGGGCUACCGCUUUGACUACCAUGUCCCCCAUAGACUGCUCUGCCCAUGGGACGAGGAGACAUAAAGCAGUCGGUUUUUACUUCUGGUCUUUUCGUGGAAGGUGUUCAAUCUAGUGUCCAUGUGUAGAAUGAGCACGGCAGGAAAUUAACAUAAGAGGCCUUAUUGUGAGGAAACUGACCCUUAAGUGUAACCAUGGAGUUAGACACGGCACCGUGAUGCUUUUGGACAGUCUGCACAGUGUGUUUGGGUUCAACCAGACAAUAGUGUAUAUACUGUAACAGUACAGCUAGACAGGGUUUAAUGUUGGGCAUUGUUACAAUGUUAUUGUAUGCCCAUGAUCCCUUAGAUAGAUUAGCAUGAGAUUGUCAACUUCCUUUCAAUCGCCAACCUGAAAAGGCUGGUGGUGUGAAAUGUUCAUCAGGCAGCUAACAUGUUGGAAUUCUUUAUUUCCGUCUUGUUAAGAUUUGUUUUUGUUUCUCUUUGAUUCACAAGAUUUUUCUCAGGUUUACUAUCUUAAUGAUGUUGGAUUGAAUAAAGAAUGUAGUGGACUGAACUUUCUGUAUCCUUUAUGGGCUCUUAUAUAUUUAUUUGAAGUGCCAGUCAAUAGCUUAUACUAGAGAUUGCUGUUCUGCAUGUCAUUGUUGCUGUAUGCUAAUUGCUUGUGUUAUGUAUUGCCUCAAAUAUCUGUGAUCGGGGAGCUUUUAUCAAUAAAUGUGAUCUAUUGUGCAUAUGCACCAAAAGAAAAUCUAAACCUGAUGUUAUUUACAAUAAAACCAU
Molecule: messenger RNA, 1779 nt
Organism: Esox lucius (northern pike)
Lineage: Eukaryota; Metazoa; Chordata; Actinopteri; Esociformes; Esocidae
Gene: oafb
Product: OAF homolog b (Drosophila)
Exons: 4
Coding region: 260-1066 (268 amino acids)
Source: RefSeq, a predicted model, not a curated record